CACACACACACCAGCAGUCAUGUGACGGUAAUAUAGUACAACUACUCUGCCUCGCUGCUAAUCAGUCUGAACGGUUCUGCUAGGCAAGUCUCAAGGACAAACCAUGCAUUCGAGAUAGAGAUUCCCCAUCAAAUGCAAAGGAAAGACAAUGCAUUGGGAUAAAAUAAGGGAUUUGUAAAUGCUUUAUUGAAAAAGAUAUAUCCUGGCUGGAAACCUUGGAAUGAAAGACUUUUCCUACCGAAGCAUACUUCUUUUUUUAUCCUGAGAGAGAACAACAGGUUUUUCUCUAUAUUUCUUCUGCAAAGCGUGACCUUGCUGUGGUGACCCCUUCUGGGGGUUAUUUGUUGACAGUUUCCCGACAACAAGAGAAAUAACCCUAACAAACUGUUAUAUCAGUAAGACAAUUUUCAACACCAAGUGGAGUGACAUUCUCUUGGCCCAUUGCCAGGAAUGGUGGAUAACUUCCUAGUUAGCGGCGAGGAGACUUUCUUAACUUACGAUAGCGCCCCUUCAGUGUAUCACCUGUCGGACAUGGUGACGGAUGCAGGGACCUACCAGGUGAUGCCCUCGCCCUUCUCCGAGGACGACCUGAGCGAGUCGUCAAGCCCUCGCUCCUGUUCUAGCCCCGACUCCCAAGUGCUCAGCUCCAGCUAUGGCAGCAGCUCCAGCGCCGAGAGUUCAGACAGCAUCCUGGACUUCCUGCUGUCCCAGACCUCCCUAGGCGGAGCAGGGACUGCGGCGGCCAUCCCCAUGUCUCUGUCCACCUCUCUGUGGGACUCAGAGAGGGAUGAGCCGUCCCACCCCCACCCAGAGGCCUUGAAGGAGGUGAGUGUGGACUUCUCUGUCUGGUCCUUGGUGGACAUGGAGCCAUCCUUCCAGCCCACCUUGGAGGAGAUAGAGGAGUUCCUGGAGGAGAACAUGGAGGUGGUGUCAUCCAUGAAGCAGGAGGCCCGGGAGGGGGCACUGGGGCUGGGUCUGGAGGAGAUCAUGGGGCUGGGGGUGGGACUGGAGGUGUACAGGGAGUCCUCAUCCCCAGGGCCAAGGCUGGAGCCCGAGGCCAAGCAUUCAGACCAAACUGUGUUUACUGAGAAUGCCGCCACCACCACCGAGACCAAAAGCACACCGGCCUCGCCAGCACAGGAGUCCAUAGAAGGUCUGCACGGCGACAGGUCCAAGAGUGAUUCAUUAUCCAGCAGGCUUGGUUCCACAGAGAGCGUUGCAAACAGUGGCAGCAGCGGGAUGCCGGUCAUCCUGCAGAUCCAGCCCAUGCAGAUCAAAAAGGAACCCAGUUCCACGGCUCCUCAUCAUCCUCCCCAAGUCGUCCAGCCUCCCCCUCAGCCGGCAUCAGACAUCAAAAUUGCCCAGCUGCUGGUCAACAUCCAGGGGCAGACCUUCGCCCUGGUGCCCCAGCUGCUGCCUUCCACCAGCCUUAAUCUCUCCUCCAAGUUUGUGCGCAUUGCUCCAGUGCCCAUUGCAGCCAAGCCCCUGGGCCUCGGGGAGGUGCUGGUUGGGGUCCAGGGCCAAGGGCUCCAUGUGGGGGGUCAGCAGUUUCAGAAGAACCCUAUGGCGGACCUCAUCAAAAUGCACAAAUGCACUUUCCCCAGCUGUACCAAGAUGUACACCAAGAGCAGCCACCUGAAAGCCCACCUCCGGAGACACACAGGGGAGAAGCCCUUCGCCUGCACUUGGCCAGGCUGUGGAUGGAGGUUCUCGAGGUCAGAUGAGCUGUCGCGACACCGGCGGUCCCACUCAGGGAUCAAGCCCUACCAGUGUCCAGUGUGUGAGAAGAAAUUUGCCCGCAGUGACCAUCUGUCAAAACAUAUCAAAGUCCAUCGCUUUCCGCGAAGCCGGACACUGCGCACAACAAACUGACCACACCCGGAUCACUCUUCAAUGGACAUAGGCCAAAGGAGCACGGAAUGUGUGUGUCUGUGAGAUGGAAUUUGUGUGAAUGUGUUUGUGUGAGAGUGUAGUAUGACUUACGGAGAGAGAGAGAGAGAGAGAGAGAGAGAGAGAGAGAGAGAGAGAGAGAGAGAGAGAGAGAGAGAGAGAAAAAGAGCAAGAGAGAGAAAGAGCUAGAGAGAGAGAGAGCAAUGGAGGUGGAAGAUUUAUGUGUGUGCCUUGCCUUUUAGAGAGAUCUAUAACAGUGGUCUUGUCCUAUAAUUUAUUGUUGAAAGCAAAACCAACACAUGACACUUACCAUCUUCUCAGUAAUCAACGUUUCUUGAGAUUCUUGCUGCUGUUGGUAUUUUGUAUGUUGUACUCUUUUUAUUUGUUUUUCUGUUCAGUCUUUAUUUUCUUUUUCAAUGAAAGAUUGUUUUCAUUUGAGAUGAAAUGUAUUAAUUGCUUCAGUAAUAGCCUUGCGUUUCUAUUUUACCUGGAUUUGACUGCCUUUUACCUUGUUAAGAAGUGCCAAUGUCUUUGACAUUCCUCAUCCAAGUCAGGUUGAAGUUUGCCCGGAAAAGUUCUCCUUGUGUUUUGCCUUGUCACUCAGCUCAUUGACAGAGGGUAAAGAAUAGCUUACUCAUUCAUCACACUGUUUGUUCAAAGGGAGUGGCAGAGCUUUUUGCCAAUUCUGUACAUAAACUACUGAUAACAAAUAUGAACACGUCGCUAUAAGCUACUGGGACUCUUCUCAAGUUCCAGAAAAACUUCACCGGCUCAGAUUCUGAGACAAGGCGGGUGAAAGUAAAAGAAUGGAACAAAGAAAGAAUUGCGCACAUGUAUGAUUGUUGAUUGUUGUAUGUGUAAAAAAAGCCUUCCAAUCAGUGUUAGAUUUUG
Messenger RNA from Salvelinus fontinalis (brook trout), 2781 nucleotides. RefSeq names its product Krueppel-like factor 15. The record is from RefSeq and is a predicted model, not a curated record. Gene Ontology annotation, molecular function: DNA-binding transcription factor activity, RNA polymerase II-specific; RNA polymerase II cis-regulatory region sequence-specific DNA binding. Gene Ontology annotation, biological process: regulation of transcription by RNA polymerase II. The transcript has 3 exons. Bases 451 to 1872 code for a protein of 473 amino acids. Lineage: Eukaryota; Metazoa; Chordata; Actinopteri; Salmoniformes; Salmonidae.